UGGCUCAGCCGCACGUCGCUCUUCGCAGCCCUGUGCGCGCAUUGGUUGCUUCUGUCGGGUGCUGCUGAAUGCUGGCUUCUCAUUGGCUGCCGCGAGGGUUGAGGGUUGGACUUCCGACAGGGCUGGUCCCUCAGCCGUUCCUCAUCACACUUGUGCUCCAGGCCCUGCACCAGCCCCAUUGCCCUGCUCCAGAGGACAUGCAGGAGAAGGAAGCCAUCACCCCUGAGCGAGCAGAAGAGGUCAAACUCAAGGCCAAAUACCCCAACCUGGGCCAGAAGCCCGGAGGCUCCGACUUCCUCAUGAAGAGACUGCAGAAAGGGCAAAAAUACUUUGAUUCCGGUGACUACAACAUGGCCAAGGCAAAGAUGAAGAACAAGCAGCUGCCGAGUGCGGGGCCAGACAAGAACCUGGUGACAGGAGACCACAUUCCCACCCCGCAGGACCUCCCGCAGCGCAAGUCCUCGCUUGUGACCAGCAAGCUGGCCGGGUAACCCGCGCUCACAGCCCGGCCUUCCCCCUUCUCCUCCUCCUUUUGCCUAAAUGGAUUGAACUUCACUGUACCAUAGCGACAGGAGCACCAGAAUCCCCGUAGUUCCUUGAGCAGCCCAGCAAACACAGCCCAGCCCCCAGAAGACACGUAAGAGGCGUCAGCAGGACACACGGGCAGGUUCAGCUGCUCCUUUAGCAAAACCACUCGGUUCCCACCUUCGUUUUCCUGCUGUUUGGAAGCUUGCCGAGCCUCCGGAGCGCUGCCUCCUCACAGCAGGAAGGGGCUCGGAGUCGUUGCUGUUGCUUGGUGCUGGGUAGGAGGGGAGUGCUCGGAGCCGAGCUGUGUGAGCGCUGGGCAGAAGGUGCGGGAUGUGGGCUGGAGCUUCGGAGCGAAGGAACAAGCUGAUGUGCAAAGAGCUCCGUGGCUGCAGCGCUGGGCUGAGCUCGCAGGAGGGGACCUCACGUCCCACAGCCCUGCGGCUGCGUUGGGAAAGGUUCUGGGGGCUUGAAGCUGCUCUGGGUUUCAAGCACAGCUCCAUCGGAGCAGGGGGCGCGUGGGGCUCGCUGCUGCAGGGCUUCAGGCAGCUUCUCUCCAUGGGCUGCUGGAGGUGCUGAGCUGGGUCCCACCAGCAGCGAGGUGCUGGACACCGCAGAGAGCGGCCAAGCAGCGGAGCCCCGGCCUCAUGCCCACGGGUUGGCACUUGCAAAGCAGCCGGUGAGGUGGGUGGGAGCUCCUGGAGCUGAUCUCCGGAGCAGGGAAUAACCACCCUGCAAGGGGAAGAUGCGCCGGAGCCACCGAGCAUGGAGGUAGGAAGGGAGAGAGCAGUGUCGGGUGCCCCACGCUUGGAUUUCUUCCUUUUUUCUCCCUUUCCUUUCCCUUCUUUGCCUUUUCUUUGCUCUAGGCCUGGACAAAACCAACCAAACCCCAAGCAAACAGCGAGGUGGGUGCGAUGCUGCAGCCUGUGCACGUCCUGCCUGCUCCUCAGGCACUGGCUGGAGGUGCAGCACCUCCUGCCCUGUGCACUGCACGGGCUCAGCACCCCCGUGCCUGCUUUUGGAGGCGUUUAGGAGGAAGUCGAGUGGACUUUUUGCUUUCGUUGUGUGGGGAUGACGAGGGGGGAUCCCAGGGCUGGGAGGCAGCGGGUGCUGCUCUGCACGGGCACAGCGUGUUCCUGCCCGGCUGCCUCGGGGAACCCGUCUGACGGGUGUCAGCUCCCUGCUGCCGUGUCCCCAGGAGCGGGGCGCUGCUUCCUGGCAGGGUGUUUGCCAAGGGUGUGCUCGGAGCAAACCCGCUGCAGCUCCUCCCCUCGGGCACCCCGAGCUGGGGGCUCCCUUCCCCACAUCUCCCACGUUGUGGAGCAGGCAAAGGGGCACUGGGGGUGCCCCCUGGUCACCCCGGGGCUGGGCUUUGGUCUCCAGUCCCUUUGCACGCCCUGGGUGAGCUGGCACUGCCUGCAGCCUCCUCGGAUGUCCCGUGUGUCCCAGCCAUGCUGUAAAUAGAUAUGAAUCAUAUAUAUAUAUAUAAAAAUAUAUCUAAUUUUUUACAUGUUGA
Molecule: messenger RNA, 2041 nt
Organism: Strigops habroptila (Kakapo)
Lineage: Eukaryota; Metazoa; Chordata; Aves; Psittaciformes; Psittacidae
Gene: ENSA
Product: endosulfine alpha
Exons: 4
Coding region: 69-491 (140 amino acids)
Cellular component (GO): cytoplasm
Molecular function (GO): protein phosphatase inhibitor activity
Source: RefSeq, a predicted model, not a curated record